This is a messenger RNA of Lytechinus variegatus (green sea urchin), 1842 nucleotides long. Its product is annotated as uronyl 2-sulfotransferase-like. The record is from RefSeq and is a predicted model, not a curated record. Lineage: Eukaryota; Metazoa; Echinodermata; Echinoidea; Temnopleuroida; Toxopneustidae. The transcript has 8 exons. Gene Ontology annotation, cellular component: membrane. Bases 477 to 1508 code for a protein of 343 amino acids. Gene Ontology annotation, molecular function: sulfotransferase activity.
CAAAGUGGAGACAAUGGCAGAGCAGGGAUUCGACCUCACAACCUUGCGAACAUGAGUCCAAUGUUCUAACCACUGGACCACACGACUCGUGUGGCACCGAAGAAUAAAUAUUCAAGACGAUGAAGCCAUGCACUUGCGAGGGCAACCCAAACUGCAUGAUGGAACCAUGCAUUGUCACAAAAUGUCCUGAGGCAAGUCCAGCGGAACCUCUAUUGUCAUCCGAACUUUUCAUCGUCGUGCAAAUAAAAGGACAAGCAAACAUGAAAAGGGCUUGUUCGGUGACAACUUGGGGGAUAAGAUUUAUUUCGUAUUCAGGACCAUGAUCUGUUGGUUGUUUGUGCAUGUAGUUAGUUCGAUCCUCUGGUUCCUCACCGGCAGCCGCUGUGAAUGACACAUUUCGGGCUAAACCUGUAUAGAUUGGACCUCAGUAUGGAAUCAGAACAUCUCUUCAAGACGAUACAACAUACAUCACAGGAAUGACAAAGAGGAAUAUACUAAUAUCAUUGGCAAUUUUGUCUUUUAUCGCCGGUAUUCUCUAUAUGUCUGAGUACUUGAACUUAUCUGAAGAGGGGGCUGGAUUCAGUUAUGUCCAAGUCUUAACAAAGGAGGCUAAGAGGCUGCAUCAAAAAGGCAUUUCAGACGAAAACUCAUCUCUGAAUAAAAACACAUCAACAGAAAACACAAGCACAGCUCAACAGGAAGAAUCUAGAUACGGCCGUGUUAUCCAUGGAACAGAUCACGUCAUCAUCUACAACAGCCUUCCAAAAUGUGGGAGUAGAACUUUUGGAUCAGCAAGCCGAAUGCUUUGGAAGCAUCGAUCCAUCCACAUGGCAAAAAUUUCAUUAAGAAAACAUGAUAACCGUUACUCGAAUGAAAGGGAGAUAUUGGAGUUCGUGGAGAGCGUUGAAGCACCCGCGUUUUGCCAGGGCCAUGGAUACUUUGCUACUUCUGAUCACAUUCAGAGUCCUGUGCAUAUCAACUUCAUGAGGGACCCAGUUUCACGAAUGGUUUCUGCUUUCUACUACACUCGUUUCGGUGAUAAUAAUAAAAAAAGAAGGGCACACCCGGGACAUACCACUAAGAAAAUCAUGAGCAUAGACGAAUGCAUUUCAUCUGUUGGCUCACGUUGCAUUAAAACGGGUAUAUACCCCAUCACCUUCUGCGGAUUCAGCAAAAGAUGCCAAGAGGAUCGUGCGUGGGCGUUGGAGCAGGCCAAGUUGAACAUUAAUAAAUACUAUACCUACAUCGGUAUCACCGAGGACUAUGAGGCGUCUUUGAGAAUCUUUGAGCAUCUCCUGCCGGAUGUCUACACUGGCAUGACAGAGUUGUACCUUUCACUACUCAACCAAACAAAUAGUCAAAUGGCCCGCUCCAAAACGAGACACAAGGAACCUCUCACCCAAGACCUACAUGACGUAGCAACAAAAAGGUUCGCUGUCGAUUACGAGUUAUACAAUUAUAUUUAUGACAGGCAUCGAGAACUCAAAGCAAGAUAUGGAAUAAAUUAGCAGUAGCAGCAGUUCUUGUCGUAGUAGUAUAGUAGUAGUAGUAGUAGUAGCAGUAGUAGUAGGUAGUAGUUGUUAUUUAGUAGUUUUGUAAGUAGGACUUUGGCUAAGGAAAGCCCAUGAUGUAACGUCGAGCCAUUAUUCUGGUUACGAAAUUUUGGUAAAUUCAUUAGAACCAGAACCAGAGUCAACCAGCAGUCUUUAAUAAAUUCAAGAUUACUGCAAACGAACGUAGAGGGCGCCAGUAGCUGGUGUUGGUCACUGUUCUAGAACUGCAGCUCCGGUUCACCAAUUUCCGACAGUAAUAAUAACUAAUAAUUAUACUUGCUUCUCUAGC